Molecule: messenger RNA, 1270 nt
Organism: Vanessa tameamea
Lineage: Eukaryota; Metazoa; Arthropoda; Insecta; Lepidoptera; Nymphalidae
Product: cell cycle control protein 50A-like
Exons: 9
Coding region: 137-1186 (349 amino acids)
Cellular component (GO): plasma membrane; Golgi apparatus; endoplasmic reticulum
Source: RefSeq, a predicted model, not a curated record
UAAUAUUUGAAUGAAUAACCCAUGUCCAAAUAUUGCUAUAUUUAAUAUAUAUAUUUAUUUUCCUUUAUAAAUUGAUCAUUAUACUCACCGGUGAAAAUGUUUGAAGCUUAGUUUUACUGUCAAAGUGGAAAGCAAAAUGGGAAACAAAAAAUUCGACUUAUUAUUUUCAUGUCUUUUGAAAACAUUUCCAUUUAUUGUGUUUACAGCUAUAAUACUUAUACCCAUUGGGAUAACAUUUUUGUGUAUAUCACACAAGGUUAACAUUAAGGAACAAAUUAUAGAUUAUACAGAUUGUAAAGCAUUUGAAUUUGAUAGUGAUGGAAGUUUAACAUGUGCAGAAAAAAAUGUACCUUGUGUAUGUUUCCAUAAUAUUAACAUCACUGAUUCUUUAGAGGGAGAUGUCACUGUAUACUAUGAAUUGGAGUCCUUUGACCAAUUGCGAAGUGAUUAUGUUAAUUCAAGAGAUGAUAAUCAAUUAAUGGGUUUUCCUGUGCCAAUACCAUCUGAAAAUUGUGAGCCUUAUAGAUUUGUUCAUACUACAAAAGAAAAGAUAUCUAUAUCUCCAUGUGGUGCUAUAGCCGAUGCAAUGUUUAAUGACACAUAUGAACUAAGAAAUACUUAUAGUAAUAUAAUUACACCAUUUCACAACUUCGGAAUACUAACAGAAAAUGAAAAGGUUGGAUACCAUAAUCCGGAGAACUGGGAAGAUUUUAAGAAUUUCUCCAAACCUAAAAAUUGGGAUAAAAAUAUUUGGGAGUUAGACACUUUGAAUUCGGAGAAUAAUGGAUUUCAGAACGAACUAUUUAUAGGUUGGAUGAAAACCGAAUGGAAACGCAAGCCGUAUGCGCGUAUCGACAAAUUUCAGACUCAUUUUGAAAAUGGUCUUCAAGCUGGAGAAUAUGAGUUACGCGUCGGUUACAAUUAUCCAUCAAGUCGAUACAGUGGUAGACGGAAAUUUAUUAUUUCCGCUAAUUUAACGACGACGUACACAAGUCUCAACGUAAUUGGAAUAAUUUCACUAGUCAUAGGCCUGAUACUUCUCGUUAUAGCGUCAUUUGCAUUUAUCAUUCAUAAGCGUAUUAAAGGAAACGAAGGCGAUAACAAUGGUGACGUAGAUGUUGUAAAUGAAAACUUAACUGGCAAUCAUCAGCCGCAUAUACCAGAAGAUAACCUCUACCGUCCUUAAGUGUGCCUUUAUAUGGUACAGAUAUAGGGAGCAAUUUGAAAUGUGGACCACAUUUUGGACAAAGUUGGACAAAGACACGAAAGU